CGUCAUCGACCUCGACGCCGUCCGCAUCCCGCCUGGAGAACUCGACCACGGCCACCACAGGUAUCUACGAGCGAGGACACACGCAUAGCCGCCGGAAAAGUCGCAAUUUUUGACAAUAUCAACCCCCCCGAAAAGAAAGAAAGAAAGAAAGACAGAGCAGUCACGCUACGUACAUCCCGUCCACCAUGCCCGCGAAACGGAAGCCGCCCGCCGCGGCCGCAGCGUCGUCCGACACCCCGCGCCCGCGUGCCUCUAAGCUCGCCAAGGAACACAACAUGUCGGCCCACGAAGAGCGCGAGAUCCGCGAGGCCUUCUCCCUCUUCGCCGAGCCCAUGAAGGGCUACCCCAAGGAGGGCGUCAUCCCGACGGCCGACGUGCGGUCCUGCCUCGUGGCCCUCGGCAUCCCGCCCUCGUCGCGCAAGGAGCAAGCCGAGUUCGUUGAGAUCCUCGACCCGGACGGCGAGGGCUUCGUCGCGUACGAGCCCUUCUUCGCCGUUUGCGCGCUCAAGUACCACCAGAGGGGACAGGGAGGUGGCGCUGCCGAGAGGCAGAGGGAGGUGGACGAGGCCUUUGGGCUCUUCACGGGGGCCGGCGCCGGCGCCGGCGCCUCUGCCGCGGGGCCGAGGGAUGUUAUCACAAUGGCGGAUCUGAAGAGGGUCGCGAGCGUACUGAGGGAGGACGUCAAGGAGGAGGUGCUGCGGGACAUGAUUCUCGAGGCCAACGGCGGCGCCGGGGUGGGCAGGGGUGUGAGGAGGGAAGAGUUCGAGGAGGUCAUGCGCCGCGCAGGGGUCUGGCGGUGAUGAAGCCGAACGCUUCUGUCGAGAUAACGAUGCGAAGGGAAAGGGACCGGGAGAAUGGGGGGAUACGUUUGCGGUUCGAUCUGGCAUUAUACCCACGGAGUCUGGCGUUUUGACCUUUGACUGGAUGCACGAGGAAUGGGGAAGGGAGCAUCAAUGUUGCUUUGGGUCGGGCCACGGGAGCCCCGCAGGGAGGUCUCGUUUCUUGUCAAAGGAAACAUCACCUGGUGGCGAGGGGCUACACGGGUUCUGUUAGGACUACUUACUGUAGGCUCGUCAAAUUGGUGUGGU
This is a messenger RNA of Colletotrichum destructivum, 1088 nucleotides long. Its product is annotated as Putative EF-hand domain pair protein. The transcript has 2 exons. Lineage: Eukaryota; Fungi; Ascomycota; Sordariomycetes; Glomerellales; Glomerellaceae. The coding region runs from base 186 to 800 and encodes 204 amino acids. The record is from RefSeq and is a predicted model, not a curated record.